GACCACGUUAUCAUUCGCAUUAAGACUGUUAAUGUUAGCGCGGCUGGUCGAUUGUUCGCAGCCUCCUAAUUUAUCGAUGUUCUCUGUAGGAAGGAUUUUGUGCAGUGAUUUCGAUGCACGAUGGUCUUGUGCUGUACACAACCCCGACGAUAUGCACCGCCCUCGGUUAUCUCAAAGACGCUUGGAUUGGCCGGUCCUUCAUCGAUUAUGUACACCCGAAGGAUAAAACCACCUUGGCCGAUCAGAUCACCAGUGGCAUCGCCUCGCCGCAAGAGGAGCGGUCCAAAGGUAAAUAAAAAUGUAUCAUAUUUGAUUGAGAAGAA
Molecule: messenger RNA, 323 nt
Organism: Pogonomyrmex barbatus (red harvester ant)
Lineage: Eukaryota; Metazoa; Arthropoda; Insecta; Hymenoptera; Formicidae
Gene: per
Product: period circadian regulator
Biological process (GO): negative regulation of transcription by RNA polymerase II; entrainment of circadian clock by photoperiod; circadian regulation of gene expression
Cellular component (GO): nucleus; cytoplasm
Molecular function (GO): transcription corepressor binding; transcription cis-regulatory region binding
Source: RefSeq, a predicted model, not a curated record